AAGACACUGGGGUUGCGGAGGGCUGUGACAGCUGUCAGGCCAUGACUAGGGCAGACCCGUGACUCAGGACAGCGUGAAGCCGACUCUAACACUGACCGGCGGCAGAUAUGAGUAGCGGUAGCAACUGCACAAGCCAUCUACUAGCAUUGGGGAUCCCCUCCGUGACGUUUGCGUGGGGACUGUGGGCCCUCUUAGGGGUUGUGACAGUGCUGCUUCUCGUUUUGCUGGCUGUACUCUUGUCCCAGUGGACCAGCCGUCGGAGCAGGAGUCAGGAGGCGCAGGGUCGCUCCGGAGAGUCCGUGGAAGAAAUUCCCCUGUAUGGGAACCUGCACUAUUUACAGACAGGACGGCUGUCUGAAGAGCCAAGGCCAGAAGGGCAGGACCCAUCUUCUGGAGGCCCUGCCAGGGCUACGGAGGAGGCCACGUGCUACACUAGCCUGCAGCUGCGACCUGCACAAGGUCGGAUCCCCAGCUCUGGGACCCCCAUAAAGUACUGUGAGGUGGUGCUGGACUCUGAGCCAAAGCCCCAGGCCUCGGGCCCUGAGCCGGAACUCUAUGCCUCAGUGUGCGCCCAGACACGCAGAGCCCGGGCUUCCUUCCCAGAUCAGGCCUAUGCCAACAGUCAGCCUGCACCCAGCUGAGGAGGACCUGCAACUGUGGGCAACCAUGGCUCGCUACUUGGUCAGGGACUCCUGCCGCCUUGGCUAGUUGCAUGCCUUCUUCCCGACUACCCUCAGGAGGUUGUGACAGUUGAUGUUACUUAGUG
This is a messenger RNA of Microtus ochrogaster (prairie vole), 766 nucleotides long. It is a transcript of the gene Sit1, whose product is annotated as signaling threshold regulating transmembrane adaptor 1. The record is from RefSeq and is a predicted model, not a curated record. Gene Ontology annotation, cellular component: plasma membrane. NCBI's taxonomy places the organism in Eukaryota, Metazoa, Chordata, Mammalia, Rodentia, Cricetidae. Gene Ontology annotation, biological process: regulation of T cell activation; T cell homeostasis; signal transduction. Gene Ontology annotation, molecular function: kinase binding.